Musca vetustissima is the source of this 464-nucleotide messenger RNA. Its product is annotated as peptidyl-prolyl cis-trans isomerase NIMA-interacting 4-like. Bases 39 to 437 code for a protein of 132 amino acids. Lineage: Eukaryota; Metazoa; Arthropoda; Insecta; Diptera; Muscidae. Gene Ontology annotation, biological process: rRNA processing. The record is from RefSeq and is a predicted model, not a curated record. Gene Ontology annotation, molecular function: peptidyl-prolyl cis-trans isomerase activity; DNA binding. The transcript has 2 exons.
AAGUGAACCGGAAUCAUAUAUAAAAUAUAUAGCACAAUAUGCCUCCAAAGAAAGACGCCAAAGGUGGCAGCAAAGGCAAAGAUGCUGGCGGCAAAAAAGGUGGUGCCGGUGCUGCUGAAGAAAAAGGCAAAGAAAAGAAAGGCGGCAAUGCCGUUAAGGUACGACACAUUCUGUGCGAAAAACAAGGAAAAAUCCUCGAGGCUUUGGAAAAGCUAAAGGCUGGUCAAAAAUUCCCCGAAGUGGCGGCAGCAUACAGUGAAGAUAAGGCACGUCAAGGCGGUGAUUUAGGUUGGCAAAUACGUGGUGCAAUGGUUGGACCAUUUCAAGAUGCCGCGUUCGCCCUGCCCAUCUCAACGGUCAACAAUCCCAUUUAUACAGAUCCACCAAUUAAGACGAAAUUUGGUUACCACAUUAUUAUGGUAGAAGGAAAAAAAUAAACGAAUUUUGUUAGCAUUUUUUUUUAC